UACCCUGCGGGGCACUACCAGCCGCCCCUGGGGUACGAGCGAAUAACAACAUUCGACAGCAGCGGGAAUGUGGAGGAGGUGUGCCGACCUCGUACCCGCAUGCUCUGUGGCCAGGGCACCUACACUCUACCAGGGCCCGGCAGCUCUGCCACUUUGCGCAUCACCGCUGCUGAGAAGAAGAUGCAGCAACCCUGCACCAGUGCCACCCUGAAUCGGCUGACAGUUCCCCGUUACUCCAUCCCCACUGGGGACCCACCGCCCUACCCCGACAUUGCCAGCCAGCUGUCACAGGGCAGGAGCAUUGCACAGAGGCUGGACAGCAGUAUCAUCCAUGCUACUUUGCGGAGGAAUAGUAGGGAGGCAGCGCUGAAAAUGGCCCAGCUGGUGGACAAUCAGAGAGCCACCUUGCAGCUUCCCCCAAAAGCCAAGAGCAGCGUUGUGACAGCACAGUACCAGCAGAGAAUACCCACUGCUUUGUACACCUGCAGCCAGUGCAGCAGCAGUGGCGGAAGCAGCACCACGAGUGCUGGUGGUGUGGGCAACAUCACUAAUGCCAACUCUGGCAGCAGCACUUCCAGCAUUGGUGGCAUGAGACCUGAUAUGAGCACAGGGAGUGGCUCCCAGCACAGCUCUGUCAUCGCUCACUCUGUCAGUACAUCGCCUUUGGCCUCCCAGUCCUCCUACAACUUGCUGAGCCCACCUGACAAUUCCCGUGACCGGGCAGAUUAUAUCAACUCUGCCUUUACGGAGGAUGAAGCCCUUUCUCAGCACUGUCCAGUGGAAAAAUCGAUACGGCACGUACCUGUGGCCUUGACGGAGGCUGCCAUCGGUGUAAAACGGCCACCGCCGUACCAGUGGGAUCCUAUGGUGAGCGAAGAGAUAUGGGUUCCUCAGGAAAGGACAUCUCAGAACUCUGUACCCAACCCUUUAAAACCAGCUCCUCUCAUCAUUGGUCAGACUCAGCAUCUGGAUAUGUCUCGAAUGCCGUUUGUCUCCCCUAAGUCUCCAACUAGUCCCACUGCCACUUUCCAGACAAGUUAUGGGGUCGGAGUACCGUACCCAGGAAGCUACAGUGCCCCUCCCCUUCAGGGAAUGCAGCCCCCAUGCUCCCCCAAAGAAGCUCUGGCUCCAACACAGUUUGCACAGCAGGAGCCCACAGUAGUGCUUCAACCAGGUUAUCCACCCAACCUCUCCUAUUGCCCUUUGCCACCCAUGUAUCCUGGAAGUAGCGCCUGCUCUAGUUUACAGCUGCCACCGAUAGCCUUGCACCCAUGGAGCUCCUACAGCGCAUGCCCACCGGUGCAGAAUCCCCAGGGCACUCUGCCUCCAAAGCCGCUCCUCGUCGUGGAGAAGCCGGUUAUGUCUCCCCCACCAACUGAGCUUCAGGGCCAUGUGGGUACAGAGGUGAUGGUGGAGACGGCGGACACCUUCCAGGAGGUGCUCUCCUUGACAGAAAGUCCUGUUCCUCAAAGGACAGACAAAUUCGGCAAGAAGAGCCGAAAGCGGCUGGAUAGUCGCGCUGAGGAAGGAAACGUGCAGGCUAUCACCGAGGGCAAGGUCAAAAAGGAUUCGAGGACACUGACUGACUUCAAUUCGCUAAUAUCCAGCCCAAGGCUGGGCAGAGAGAAGAAGAAAGUCAAGAGCCAGAAAGACCAGCUCAAGUCCAAGAAGCUGAAUAAGACAAAUGAAUUUCAGGAUAGUUCAGAGAGUGAGCCGGAGCUUUUUAUCAGUGGAGAUGAACUGAUGAACCAGAGUCAGGGCAGCAAAAAGGGUUGGAAAACCAAAAGGAAUUUGAGGACAGCCAGUGAGCUGGAUGAGUUCAAGUGCCGUAAGGCCAGCGAGAAGGAGGACGGGAGACUGGGGAGCCAGGGCUUUGUGUACGUGAUGGCCAACAAGCAGCCACUGUGGAACGAGGCAACACAAGUCUAUCAGCUGGACUUUGGAGGGCGAGUGACCCAGGAGUCGGCAAAAAACUUCCAGAUUGAGCUGGAAGGACGGCAGGUGAUGCAGUUUGGAAGGAUUGAUGGCAAUGCUUACAUUUUGGACUUUCAGUAUCCAUUUUCUGCAGUGCAAGCCUUUGCUGUUGCUCUGGCUAAUGUGACUCAACGCCUCAAAUGAACAAGCAGAAACCUGGAGAGAGGAAAAUGUUGUCAAAACCUUCUCAUAGAGUCCAAACUGGAAAAUGUCGGGGCAGCCUACGUUAGGUGCGCUGAGGUGCCUGGAAGCGAGGAAGGCCGUAAAACUGGAAAAGUCUCUUAGUGCCCAACAGAAGGGCAUUAACUCUAAUCAGUCAUGGGGUGGAGGGUGGGGGGCUUUCUUCUCUUUUGUUUGUUUGUUUGUUUGUUUGUUUUCAGGUGCUUUCUUUUUUUAAAGCAUUGUGCUGGGUUUCAGAAAGAGCAAAGGGUUGAGAGCCAUUCAGUGUUAUGUGGAGAAGUGUGGCUUUUGGCUUGUUGUGAUGGUUCUGCUGUGUUUGCUACAAUAGCUGAUGUAAGCUCAUAGAGGGAUUAAAAAAGACUGCUCUUUUUGAUA
Meleagris gallopavo (turkey) is the source of this 2529-nucleotide messenger RNA. Lineage: Eukaryota; Metazoa; Chordata; Aves; Galliformes; Phasianidae. The record is from RefSeq and is a predicted model, not a curated record.